Messenger RNA from Paramormyrops kingsleyae, 1341 nucleotides. It is a transcript of the gene utp11, whose product is annotated as UTP11 small subunit processome component. The record is from RefSeq and is a predicted model, not a curated record. Lineage: Eukaryota; Metazoa; Chordata; Actinopteri; Osteoglossiformes; Mormyridae. Gene Ontology annotation, cellular component: nucleolus; small-subunit processome. Gene Ontology annotation, biological process: rRNA processing.
GUCGACAUCCGUCCAUACGUAUUUUACGUAUCCACAUUGGACACCGUACACGUUGAAGCUGUUGCGGCUGCUUCGAUAUUCCAACUUGCAUCGGUUUGUGUAGGGUUGAACAAUGUCUUCAUUUAGGAAAGCGCUAAAAUCUCAACAACGGAACCACAAAGAAAGGUCUCAGCCCGGUUUCAGAAAACACUUUGGUAUUUUGGAGAAGAAAAAAGAUUACAGACUUAGGGCAGAUGACUACCACAAGAAACAGAACACGCUGCUGGCGCUCCGCAAGAAGGCGCAGCGGAAGAAUCCGGACGAGUUCUAUUUCAACAUGAUCAACUCAAAGUUGCAGGACGGCGUUCACAUAAAGAAGCCAAAAAAUGACGACGUGGUGACGGAGGAGCAGAAGAAAAUGAUGAGGACUCAGGACAUUGGCUACGUGAGGAUGAAGAGGGUGGCCGAGGCUAAGAAAAUCGAAAGGCUGAGAUCGGAGCUUCACCUCUUGGACGCUGAGGGCAAAAUGAGGAAUAAACACACGUUUUUUGUAGAUACUAAAAAAGAAGUGGACAACUUUGACCUGGCGACACACCUGAACACAGCCCCUGAGUUGGUGGGUCGAGUGUUCAACCGGCCCAGUAUGGAGACGCUGGAGACCAAGUCCAUCCAGGGGGCCACGAAUCCCAAGCAAAUCGAGAGACUGGCCAGGCAGAGACGACACCAGUACAAGAUGCUGGCCCAGCGCUUGGCGAGAGAAAAGGAGAUGUUUGUUAUCGAACAGAAGAUCCAGACCCGGAAGGAUCUGCAGGAGAAGUGCAAGAAAAUAAAGGUGUGCAAGGAGACCAAGCAGGCCCCAGCAAUCUACAAAUUUGAUACCAAGAGGAAGCGCUGAGGUCUGACAGUGACCCCCCCCCCCCCACACACACACACACACACAUCACAUCACAUCACGGGUGACCUCAAAGUUCCUGUUCUUCUGGAAUAGUCUCACCUUGGUUGUGAUUUGGCUGCUCAAGAAAAGAACAAUUUCCGACACAUGAUAUCUGAAGAUUUUUUGUAUUUAUAAGAUGCAAGAAAAAUGCUUAGUAAGGCUUGGAUUAUGUAUUAAACAUUUUUGAAUUUAAAACCCUGUGGCCUUUUUGUUGUGCUGUGCCUAUGAGCCAGCAGGGGGCGCUGGUGGGCUUUGCAGUGAUUCGCAGUGGGGAUCGCUCACUUGCAAGGAAUCUGCUAUUUGACAAGUAAUCGGAUACUAUCUGGAUUUAUUACUUCCCAUUGUCUGCUCUCCGUUGAGAAGUGGGUUAAUUGCAGUUGUGAGAUUUGCAAUCGAAAUAAUUGAUAAUAAAUUUCAGUCUAAUUACA